Molecule: messenger RNA, 6115 nt
Organism: Antechinus flavipes (yellow-footed antechinus)
Lineage: Eukaryota; Metazoa; Chordata; Mammalia; Dasyuromorphia; Dasyuridae
Gene: STAT3
Product: signal transducer and activator of transcription 3
Exons: 24
Coding region: 1455-3908 (817 amino acids)
Biological process (GO): defense response; growth hormone receptor signaling pathway via JAK-STAT; cell surface receptor signaling pathway via JAK-STAT
Molecular function (GO): RNA polymerase II cis-regulatory region sequence-specific DNA binding; DNA-binding transcription factor activity, RNA polymerase II-specific
Source: RefSeq, a predicted model, not a curated record
AAAGAGCAAGUGAAUGAAGAACAUUUGUUGUCUAAAUUUAAUGUCUUUUGACAUUGAAUGAACACUCUCUAAAACUUGUCUAGAAAUUUGUAUGUCUGGGCCAGACAGUACAACAGUACAGACAGUGAGCUGUAUCUCAAAGUAACCGUGAGUUGGAAAAGGAGCUUAGAUUGGUUUCAGGGAAUUGCAGAGCUCUUUCACUGGCUCUAUAGUUGUUAUAUGGUAUUGAAGAUGUAGAAUACCCUGAUAAAGGCCUCAUUUCCAAAAUAUAUAGAGAACUGAUUCUAAUUUAUAAGAAAUCAAGCCAUUCUCCAGUUGAUAAAUGGUCAAAGGAUAUGAACAGACAAUUUUCAGAAUGAUGAAAUUGAAACUAUUUCCACUCAUAUGAAAGUGUUCCAAAUCAUUAUUGAUCAGAGAAAUGCAAAUUAAGACAACUCUGAGAUACUACUACACACCUGUCAGAUUGGCUAAGAUGACAGGAAAAAGUAAUGAUGAAUGUUGGAGGGGAUGCGGGAAAACUGGGACACUCAUGCAUUGUUGGUGGAGUUGUGAACGAAUCCAACCGUUCUGGAGUACAAUCUGGAAUUAUGCCCAAAAAGUUAUCAAACUGUGCAUACCUUUGAUCCAGCAGUGUUACUGUUAGGCUUAUACCCCAAAGAGAUACUAAAGAAGGGAAAGGGACCUGUAUGUUCCAAAAUGUUUGUGGCAGCCCUUUUUGUAGUGGCUAGAAACUGGAAAUUGAAUGGAUGCCCAUCAAUUAGAGAAUGGCUGGGUAAAUUGUGGUAUAUGAAUGUUAUGGAAUAUUAUUGUUCUGUAAGAAAUGACCAUCAGGAUGAAUACAGAGAGGCUUGGAGAGACUUACAUGAACUGAUGCUAAGUGAAAUGAGCAGAACCAGGAGAUCAUUAUACACUUCGACAACGAUAUUGUAUGAGGAUGUAUUCUGAUGGAAGUGGACUUCUUUGACAAAGAGACCUGCGUUUCAAUUGAUAAAUGAUGGACAGAAGCAGUUAUACCCAAAGAAAAAACACUGGGAAACGAAUGUGAAAUAUUUGCAUCUUUGUUUUUUUCCCCAGGUUAUUUUUACCUUCUGAAUCCAAUUCUCCCUGUGCAUCAAGACAACUGUUUGGUUCUGCAAACAUAUAUUGUAUUUAGGAUAUACUGCAACAUAUCUAACAUAUAUAGGACUGCUUGCCAUCUAGGGGAGGUGGUGGAGGGAGGGAAGGGAAAAAUCGGAACAGAAACGAGUGCAAGGGAUAAUGUUGUAAAAAAAAUUAUCCUGGCAUGGAUUCUGUCAAUAUAAAGUUAUUAUUAAAUAAAUUUUUAAAAAAGAAAAAAAAAAAAAGAAAUGAUGACCAGGAUGAAUACAGAGAGGCUUGGAGAGACUUACAUGAACUGAUGCUAAGUGAAAUGAGCAGAACCAGGAGAUCAUUGUAUACUUCAACAACGAUACUGUAUGAGGAUGUAUUCUGCUGGAAGUGGAUUUCUUCGACAAAGAGAUCUAACUCAGUUUCAGUUGAUAAAUGAUGGACAGAAGCAGCUAUACCCAAAGAAAGAACACUGGGAAAUGAAUCUGACUUCCCUAGAGUCCAGCAAGAUGGCACAAUGGAAUCAGCUGCAGCAGCUUGACACACGGUACUUGGAGCAGCUUCACCAGUUGUACAGUGACAGCUUUCCCAUGGAACUUCGGCAAUUCCUGGCUCCCUGGAUAGAGAGCCAGGAUUGGGCAUAUGCUGCCAGUAAAGAAUCACACGCCACCUUGGUCUUCCACAACCUCUUGGGUGAGAUUGAUCAGCAGUACAGUCGCUUCCUUCAGGAAUCAAACGUGCUUUAUCAGCACAACCUGCGAAGAAUCAAGCAGUUCCUGCAGAGCAGAUAUCUUGAAAAGCCAAUGGAAAUUGCCAGGAUUGUGGCUCGGUGCUUGUGGGAGGAGUCUCGACUCCUUCAGACAGCAGCCACAGCUGCCCAGCAAGGAGGGCAAGCCAACCACCCCACAGCUGCUGUGGUGACAGAAAAACAACAGAUGCUAGAACAACACUUGCAGGAUGUGAGGAAACGAGUACAGGAUCUGGAACAGAAGAUGAAAGUGGUGGAGAAUCUCCAGGAUGACUUUGAUUUCAACUACAAGACCCUGAAAAGUCAAGGAGACAUGCAAGAUCUAAAUGGAAACAACCAAUCAGUGACUAGGCAAAAGAUGCAGCAACUGGAACAGAUGCUGACUGCCCUUGACCAGAUGCGAAGGGGAAUUGUGAGUGAAUUAGCAGGCCUUCUUUCAGCCAUGGAGUAUGUGCAGAAGACUCUUACAGAUGAAGAACUGGCUGACUGGAAGAGGAGACAACAAAUUGCUUGUAUUGGAGGCCCUCCCAACAUCUGCCUGGAUCGCCUAGAAAACUGGAUAACUUCCUUAGCUGAAUCUCAGCUCCAGACCCGUCAGCAGAUAAAGAAACUGGAGGAAUUACAGCAGAAAGUCUCCUACAAAGGUGACCCUAUCGUCCAACACCGACCUAUGCUGGAAGAGAGAAUUGUGGAGCUUUUUAGAAAUUUAAUGAAAAGUGCCUUUGUUGUAGAGCGGCAGCCCUGCAUGCCUAUGCACCCUGAUCGGCCCUUGGUCAUCAAGACAGGUGUUCAAUUCACUACCAAAGUCAGGUUAUUGGUCAAAUUUCCUGAAUUAAACUAUCAACUUAAAAUUAAAGUGUGCAUUGACAAAGACUCUGGUGAUGUUGCGGCAUUAAGAGGGUCCCGGAAAUUCAACAUUCUGGGAACAAACACGAAAGUGAUGAACAUGGAGGAGUCCAACAACGGCAGUCUCUCUGCAGAGUUCAAACACUUGACCCUGAGGGAGCAGAGAUGCGGCAAUGGUGGUCGGGCCAACUGUGAUGCCUCUCUGAUAGUGACUGAAGAACUUCAUCUCAUCACCUUUGAGACAGAAGUUUAUCAUCAAGGCCUAAAGAUUGACUUGGAGACACAUUCUUUACCAGUGGUGGUGAUCUCUAAUAUUUGUCAGAUGCCAAAUGCCUGGGCUUCAAUCCUUUGGUAUAAUCUGUUGACCAAUAACCCCAAGAAUGUUAACUUCUUCACCAAGCCUCCUAUUGGAACAUGGGAUCAAGUUGCUGAGGUGCUAAGCUGGCAGUUUUCCUCCACCACGAAGAGGGGCUUGAGCAUUGAGCAGUUGACCACACUAGCAGAGAAGCUUUUAGGACCUGGGGUGAAUUAUUCAGGAUGCCAGAUCACAUGGGCCAAAUUUUGCAAAGAAAACAUGGCUGGCAAAGGUUUCUCCUUCUGGGUUUGGUUGGACAACAUUAUUGACCUUGUGAAGAAGUACAUUUUGGCACUGUGGAAUGAAGGGUACAUAAUGGGAUUCAUUAGCAAGGAACGAGAAAGAGCCAUCCUGAGCACGAAACCCCCUGGGACUUUUCUGCUGAGGUUCAGUGAGAGCAGCAAAGAGGGAGGCAUCACCUUCACCUGGGUGGAGAAGGAUAUCAGUGGCAAGACGCAGAUCCAGUCCGUAGAACCAUAUACAAAGCAGCAGCUAAACAAUAUGUCGUUUGCUGAAAUCAUCAUGGGCUAUAAAAUCAUGGAUGCCACCAACAUCCUGGUAUCUCCUCUGGUCUAUCUCUACCCUGACAUUCCUAAGGAAGAGGCAUUUGGAAAGUAUUGCCGGCCAGAGAGUCAGGAGCAUCCAGAAGCUGACCCAGGUGCUGCUCCAUACCUGAAGACCAAGUUUAUCUGUGUGACCCCAACGACCUGCAGCAAUACCAUUGACCUGCCGAUGUCCCCCCGCACUUUAGAUUCAUUGAUGCAGUUUGGAAAUAAUGGUGAAGGAGCUGAGCCCUCAACAGGAGGGGGACAGUUUGAGACCCUCACGUUUGACAUGGAAUUGACUUCUGAAUGUGCUUCAUCUCCCAUGUGAUGGGCUAAGUAUGGAAGCUACAGAAUGAUGUAACUGAGACACCUAAACUCCACCCCACCCCUUCCACAAAAACUCCCAAACCCAACAACCAAACCCCAGAUCAACUGAAACUUGUAUCUUUGUGACGCCAGAUGAUUUUCUUGGAUCUCCUGCUUCUCAUUUAUCCUUAAGUAAUUAGGGUACCUUUCUCCUAGAGAAAUGAAUGCUUCUAGGUUAUAUGCUAUUGACCAAACGGAAGUCAAAAUGGUUCAUCCUUUGAAACUGUGAUUGUUUAGGAGUGUGGGGGUAAGAGAGGUAGGAGGGAGAAGAAAGAAAUGUUCUUUGGUUCUUCCCCACAGCAUUCUUCCUCAGUAAUUAUUUGGGGAUUUGUGUGUGUGUUCUGGAUUUUUCUGUUUGGUUUUUUGUUUUGCUUGACAAGUGCCUACUGGUGCCAGCUGCAUCCAGUGCCUGUUCUGUAAAUUAAUGUUCCAGGCUGCAUCUGACUGAAUGCUGCCAGCACCUGCUGCACCUAUUAUCUUGCUAACAUCCAAAUAGAAGCAAGGAUUUUUUAAUCCUGAGUUUCUUUUUAAACUUGGAAAAGUUAAAAUCAAAAAAGAAAAGAAACCCCAUUCUCUCCUAUAUCAGAGCUUUUAAAAAAUGUAUUUAAGAUUCCUCAGAGACUUCUUCCAGGUAAUCAGCAAUCCCAGAUGACAAUCUUUCCUUAGACUCCUGGAAUGACUUUAUCAAAUUUAUUCAUCCAUUCAUCCAUCCAAUAAACAUGCUCAAGGUAUUGGGACACAAAGAUAAAAUCUGACAUGAUCCCUGCCCUCAAGGAGCUUAUUAUUGAUUGCCUCAAAUGGUAGCUGAAGCUCUGAAACUAUCCCUUGGCCUUUAAAACAGACAUGCAUAGGAAGAACCUAAAAUGAGAUAUCUAUAAAUAAAUAUUGAAAGUUUCUUUGGUAAACCUUUUUAUUCCCUUUGCUAGCUUCUUAGCCCCAAAGCCUUUGUUUCUGGUUCUGAGCUUGGUUGUUAGGGUGCCUUAUUUGGGUCAGAGGGAGUCUUCCCUCCACGGGCCCAUAUGACCCUUCUCAUCCCUUCUGGUUUCUCAGUGUCCAAGUCCCAUUACUUUAGGGAUCCUACUUCUGAGACAGACCCAUAAUAGUACUGUGGUGUUGGGCCUCGAGCCUCACAAAGUGCCCUCCUGGUCUCAGAGGACCCGGCUCUCUCAGGUCCUCAAAGUUUUCAGUCCUUAUUUCAUCUUUAACAUAAGUCCCAGUGCAAAAGAAUUCUAAGAAGCUUUUCUGCCAAGAGCUUAUGCUUGGGCUGGGCCUGUCCCUUGGCUUUCUCCAAGUGCUGGGGGGGGGGGGGGUCCCACUUUGGGAGAGAGCAGGAUGAUACUUCCCCCCUCCCCGUCCUUGAAUUGUCCUCAGGCCUCUUCUGGUGCUUCCCUUUUUGCCUUCCUAGUAUUAGCCAGCCAAAUGAUAGAGCACCUUUGUAGUAUUGUUCCAUGGGCUUUCCUAAAGACGAUUUAAGUCCAUUCUUCUCCAGAGCUAACACUUGGGAUGGGAGGACCUGGAAGAAGACUUGUUCGCUGCUCUCCAUCCAUCCCCACAGCAGUCUUUGAGCUGAAUGGGGAGAAUGAUCUCCCCAAGGGCACUCUAGAUGUCCCCUUGGGGUGGUUCAUCUUCGCGAUGGGAUGGAGUUGGCACUCAGUGCAGGCCCUUUGGGGCACCUCUGCUGGGCAGGCUGGAAAACUGAGAGCUGCACUCCAGAGAACUCACUGUUGCUGUCUUGCCAGGUGGGGCUAGAGCAGAGGUUGUUGACACGGUGCCCUGGGGAGGGGGCAUUUAGAAUUGGUGAUUUUAGGUGGCAUGUGUUUUUCUGUUUCUAAUUUUUGUGAUGACAAAAGCAGUGAAAGGAAUUGAAACUUGAUUUACCUUUUCCUCCAUUUAAUUCUUUCCCUUCCACAACAGUGUCUUGGGUAAGUCUGCUGCCUAAACCCUUUCAGACUCCCCUUCUCCUUCCUCAUGCCUCCAAAGGGCAUGUUACCUGUUACCAACUUGUACAUUGGUUCUAUUUGUAAAACAACUUAUGAGCUGCUGUCCUACUCCUUGCAUUCUGACUCCAAUGUAUACUUCAUACUGUAAAAAAAAAAAAAGUUGGUUUUUGUAUAUUUUAUUGCUGUAUCUAUCUGCUUUUAACUUCUAGAAAUAAACAUUUUAAAGCAA